AAUGUCUAGUCCCGAGCCAACAAGGUACAUGUGGCAACAGCACACUUCAUUCCGCCACAGACAUCAUUCCAGACAGCUUUGGCAUUGCCACAACCCUCGAGAUGCUCGCAAAGACUUCUACACCGAAAUCAGUGACGAAACUAAAGCACUGGGAUUUUUAAGAAGACAUGAACUUUUGGAUGAAGAACAAUGUGUUUCACCGUGUCAUCAUUGUGGCGGAGAGAUGAAGGAUGCUCGGAAAAGAAGACGAAAUGGCGAAUUUAUGCCCGUUCUUCGUUGCAAAAACAGUGGAUGUCAAACUUUUCGUUCAUUACACAGAGGCAAUGUAUUCUUUCACUUCACAGAUUUAAAUAACAAACUAAAUUGCAAGCUCUCUCUUUGCCAAAUUUUAGAAUUGAUCUUUUAUUUCAUAGGAGACCUCUCUUAUGAUUUGGCUCAAAGUUUAACUGGUAGAGGAACUGAAGCAAUAUGCGAUUGGUUCAACAAGUGCAGAGAAGUUUGUAUAGCGAUUGUUUCAGUCCAGAUUCGUGGUCAAAUGGUGGGCACUGAAGAAAAGCCUGUGCAAAUUGAUGAAGCACGCUUUGCAGGACGUAGAAAAUACAAUAGAAGUCGAAUGUUGCAAGGAGACAGGGCUCCAAAUUCAAUAGACAGCGAAGCUGAAGUGAACAGUAAUCGUAACCAUGGAAGGCGCAUUGAUGGUGUUUGGGUGUUCGGUUUGAAGAAAGGGUCAGAUUGCCGAUAUUUUUACGUCGAAAGAAGAGAUCAUGAGACACUUCAGCCAAUUAUUCAGCGAGAAGUCGCUGAAGGCUCAGUAAUCCAUUCCGACGAAUGGAGAGCUUACUCUAAUUUAAACCAACUCAAUUUUCGUCAUUUUUCCGUAAAUCAUCAGCAAAAUUACGUCAUCCCAACACUGGAGCACAUACACAAGAAACUGAAAGAUCAUGGCUUGACAAGAAGAUUUGUAUAUUGAAAAAAAAAAUAAAAUAGAAGCUGCAAUCAAAGAACACUUCAAUCCGAUGUAGACUACUUCUGCUGGCGGAUGAUGAGAAAAGAAACUCCUGACUUAUAUUUAGCAUUUUUAUCCGAUGUACGUGUUGUUUAUCGCUAGAAUAUUUUUAAUAAACAUUUUAGACAUUUUAGUCAUUUUAGAAUGUUUUACUGUUUCAAUUUAAUUAGACGUUUAAGAAAUUUUUACUGUUCAAUUAAAUUUUUUGUUAUAUAUAAUAUUGUGAUUUGUUAUGUAGAUAUUCAAAUUAGAUUUUGGAUUGUGCAGACAUUUUAGCCGAGGUGUAUGCUGUUUAUCGCUAAAACAUAAAUAAAAUAAAAAUUUUUCAA
This is a messenger RNA of Scylla paramamosain (green mud crab), 1335 nucleotides long. RefSeq lists its product as uncharacterized. The coding region runs from base 2 to 970 and encodes 322 amino acids. The transcript is spliced from 2 exons. NCBI's taxonomy places the organism in Eukaryota, Metazoa, Arthropoda, Malacostraca, Decapoda, Portunidae. The record is from RefSeq and is a predicted model, not a curated record.